AUGGCUCCGACUGCCAAAGCAUUCAACAUGUCUUCUUGCCGUCCGGGGGUUCGUAUCGCCGCGUUGUUGAACCAGGCUUUUAAGAAGCUGAAUGUCAGGAGCACAUUUUCUGUCGCGGCUCAGUCAAUGCGAGCGACCCCAGCCGCACACUUCAACCUCUCCAACGCACAGUCAUCCGAUCCACGACAGUCGCGAAAAGCAGGAGAUAAGUCGUUUCUUGGAAUAACGGGAGGCCAGAUCUUCCAUGAGAUGAUGAGACGACAUGGCGUUAAGCACAUUUUCGGGUACCCUGGAGGGACUAUUCUUCCUGUCUUUGACGCCAUAUACAAUUCGCCGCACUUUGACUUUAUUCUCCCCAAACACGAGCAGGGUGCAGGACAUAUGGCGGAGGGAUAUGCAAGAGCUUCAGGCAAGCCAGGAAUCGUUCUGGUUACGUCCGGACCUGGAGCGACAAAUGUGGUGACCCCAAUGCAAAAUGCUCUAUCUGAUGGAACCCCCAUCAUCGUUUUUUGUGGCCAAGUUUCGACCUCGGCAAUCGGAAGCGAUGGUUUCCAAGAAGCCGACAUGCUGGGCAUCUCCCGGUCAUGUACCAAGUGGAAUGUCAUGGUCAAACAUGUCUCUGAAUUGCCGCAGAUAAUCAACGAAGCCUUCCAGAUUGCCACAAGCGGAAGACCAGGCCCGGUUCUUGUCGAUCUCCCCAAGGACGUCACGGCUGGCGUGCUCAGGAAAGAGGUCCCCAUGAUGUCGACCUUGCCGAGUCUGACUUUAGCGCAACCAAGCCAAGCAACACUCUCAAAAACCUUUCACCGCAUAGCGGAACUCAUCGACGUGGCGAAGAGGCCUGUCAUCUACGCUGGUCAAGGGGUAGUAAGCUCUCUGAACGGAUCUGAGCUGCUUAGACAGCUUGCUGACCGAUCAUCAAUCCCGGUCACCACGACCUUGCAGGGACUGGGAGCAUUCGAUGAACUUGAUGAAAAGUCACUUCACAUGUUGGGAAUGCAUGGUUCAGCCUAUGCCAAUAUGGCCAUGCAAGAAGCUGAUCUUAUUCUUGCCCUUGGUGCGCGCUUUGACGAUCGAGUGACUCUAAAUACCCAGAGAUUCGCCCCUGCUGCAAAGGCGGCAGCAGCAGAGGGUCGUGGGGGUAUCAUCCACUUUGAUAUUACGCCAAAAAAUAUCAAUAAAGUGGUCCAGGCAACCGAAGCCGUUGUCGGCGAUGUGUCUGACAGCCUUGCAGAGCUCUUGCCACAUGUGAAGCGGAGAACAAUGGCGGAUCGGCGAGAAUGGUUCGAAAAGAUUCAAGGAUGGAAAAAUCGGUGGCCGCUCGAUUUGUACAAGCAGUCAGGGGGGCCGUCCCGCCUGAUCAAACCUCAGUAUGUGAUCCAGCAAUUGAGCGAACUGACGGCUGAUCGUAAACAUGAAAUGAUCGUCACCACGGGGGUUGGCCAGCAUCAAAUGUGGACGGCACAGCAGUUCCGCUGGCGGUACCCACGUACCAUGAUCACCUCGGGGGGAUUGGGGACCAUGGGUUAUGGGCUGCCUGCAGCGAUUGGGGCCAAGGUGGCGCGCCCAGAGGCGCUGGUGGUUGAUAUCGAUGGCGAUGCCUCUUUCGCAAUGUCCCUGACUGAGCUAUCGACAGCGGCCCAAUUCAAUAUUGGCGUCAAAAUUAUCGUACUGAACAAUGAGGAACAGGGGAUGGUAACACAAUGGCAGAAACUCUUUUACGAAGAGCGCUACGCGCAUACCCACCAGUUAAAUCCUGACUUUAUGGGGUUUGCCAAAGCCAUGCACGUUCAGCACCGUCGGGUCAGCGAGCCACAUGAGGUAGUUGAUUCCCUGGGAUGGGUCAUUACCACAGACGGGCCCGCCUUACUAGAGGUUAUUACAGAGAAGAAAGUGCCUGUUUUCCCAAUGGUUCCAGCUGGCUGUGCCCUACAUGAGUUCAUAACAUCGAAUGCGGAAAAGGGACAAGGAAAGAAGAACUCUGAUGCUUGA
Aspergillus fischeri NRRL 181 is the source of this 1992-nucleotide messenger RNA. RefSeq names its product acetolactate synthase. Gene Ontology annotation, molecular function: acetolactate synthase activity; magnesium ion binding; thiamine pyrophosphate binding. Bases 1 to 1992 code for a protein of 663 amino acids. Gene Ontology annotation, cellular component: mitochondrion; acetolactate synthase complex. The record is from RefSeq and is a predicted model, not a curated record. NCBI's taxonomy places the organism in Eukaryota, Fungi, Ascomycota, Eurotiomycetes, Eurotiales, Aspergillaceae. The transcript has 3 exons. Gene Ontology annotation, biological process: L-valine biosynthetic process.